Armigeres subalbatus is the source of this 935-nucleotide messenger RNA. Its product is annotated as coiled-coil domain-containing protein 12. Gene Ontology annotation, cellular component: U2-type spliceosomal complex; post-mRNA release spliceosomal complex. The coding region runs from base 228 to 698 and encodes 156 amino acids. NCBI's taxonomy places the organism in Eukaryota, Metazoa, Arthropoda, Insecta, Diptera, Culicidae. The record is from RefSeq and is a predicted model, not a curated record. The transcript is spliced from 2 exons.
UUUUAUGAUAGUACGAUGAAAGAUAAUUAUUUAUAGUUUUUUCCAAGCUAUAAGCGGAAGAGUGGACCGACGAAUGGUUAGCGCUCUGCAGUUACGCUCUUAUAACAAUUAGUGCAAGACCUGUUUGUUUAUUUCUUCCGAUUUUUACGCUUACUAUCGUAAUUAUUAUUUUGCUUAAAAACUAUUGCCUAAUAAUUUAGUGGAACCUAAUCCACGAUAGCGUGAUAAUGGAAUCAGUCGGAAGGUUAGAAGAAGAGGCUCUGAAACGAAAAGAACGUUUGAAAAACCUUAAACGGAAACAGGAGUCGACCGCCAAUGGUGAGUCCGAACAAACUACCGACGUGAUCCCCAGGCCAGUUUUUCGCAACUACCGUCCCGAGAGUGAAGAGAUUAAGGAAAACGCCCUGGAGGAAAUUAAACCGGCCGACGUUGAAGCGGAAGUGAGUUCCCAGCUGGAGAUGAUGCGUGCCCCGAUCGUCAUCGAGGAAAUUGACAUUGCGAACCUGGCUCCCAGGAAGCCAGACUGGGAUCUGAAGCGGGACGUUUCGAAGAAGCUGGAGAAACUCGAGCGGCGAACGCAGAAAGCCAUAGCCGAGCUGAUACGGGAUCGCCUGAAGGCCGGACAGGACGACAUCCUGCAGGCGGUGAAUGUAGCAUCCGCAGCGAUUGCUGCCGGAAGUAAGGUAGAUGACGACUAAGGUUUCUAUUUUAAUUAGGGUACAAUUUAACUAUAUUUAAAAGACUGUACAAUAAUGAGAAGAGUAUGUUCGGUUAUUCGAUUCGAUUGUGUGGCUUCAAAUAGCGGUUGGGCCACUGGGGGUUUAGCACCGAUGCAGGUUCCGUAUUCUGAUUGUGCGACACCUUGAUAAUCAUGUCAUUAAUUUCUACAAGAAGCAAUGUUAAUAUGUUUUACCAACAGUCUGUGGAGGAACUUA